Penicillium salamii is the source of this 1290-nucleotide messenger RNA. The record is from the annotation of a GenBank genome assembly. Lineage: Eukaryota; Fungi; Ascomycota; Eurotiomycetes; Eurotiales; Aspergillaceae.
AUGAUCGCCUUGUGGAAUUGGACAAGAAAACUGUUCCAGAAUCUGAUAAAGAGGCUCUUUCAGCGUGGAUGGCCGGUGAUCUCUUUCCCUACGAGCGGCUUCGAUAUCAUUGAAGAUUCCAAACUUCUUGGCGAGGAAAAAACAACGUCAUCUCCUCUAGAUGAAUACUACCCGGUCAACAUUGGUGAUGUUUUGGAUAGCCGGUAUCAAGUUGUCGGAAAACUUGGGUCUGGUCGUUUCUCGACAGUUUGGCUCGCUCGAGACCUCAGGAAUCGCCGAUAUGUCUCCUUGAAGGUUUUGACUAACCAUGAAAUCACCAAGGAGGAAUCCGAGAUAUACAAAGAAGUAAGCCGGCCCUCGGAACAUCCAGGGCGUAACCAUGUGAGGGAUGUCUUGGAUAAAUUCACGCUGCCUCGAUCUACUGGAGACCAUAUUUGCCUCGUGCAUCCACCCCUCGGGAUGAGUAUAGAUUCUAUGCAAUUGAUCGCGAUGUCUGCAAAAAACCACCUUCCUAUGGAUGUCGUCAAAAUGGUGACAAGGGAUAUUCUGUUGGCAUUAGACUAUUUGCAUACCGAGCGCAAACUCGUUCAUACAGAUAUAAAAGGAGAAAAUAUUUUGCAGGUGCUUGAGGGCAAUGAGAUAUUCGAUAACUUUGUUGAACUCGAGUUAAAGGAUCCAUCAUCUCGUAAGAUUGUCGGUGACAAAGUCCUUUACGAGGAAAGGAUGUUGGGGCAACUCAAACGUUGCCAAUGGGUACUGGGUGACCUUGGAUCUACAGUCAAGGGAGACGAAGAAAGAAAUCACCUUGCUCAGCCUCAGGUAUUCCGAUCACCCGAGGUGAUGCUGGAGGUGAAUUGGAGUUAUCCGACUGAUAUUUGGAAUCUGGGAGUUGUGGUCUGGCAACUUGUUGAAUGCGAACUUCUGUUCAGCGGCUGGGACAUGGAAUUGGAUCAACAUUUUCGCCGCAUACACCUUGGGCAGAUCAUUGGACUCUUAGGGAUGCCGCCAAAUGAUCUUCUUCAACAAGGGAAGGGAACUCCUGAAUUGUUUGACAAAGAUGGCAAUUGGAUUGUUGAGGAUGUGGAAAUCAAGGAAGAAAAAUUGGAAGACCGGGAAGACCGUUUUUAUGAGGGCGAAGAGAAAGAGCAGUUCCUAUCAUUCAUCAGGAGCAUGGUCACAUGGCGACAAGAAGACCGCCUGACUGCUGCAGAGUUACUUGAACAUCCGUGGCUUAAGGAGUCUGAGCCUGACACCCCAAAUGUUGAUUUAGUAGGGAGAUGGGGAGGAUAA